This is a messenger RNA of Chelonia mydas (Green sea turtle), 2745 nucleotides long. Its product is annotated as interferon-induced GTP-binding protein Mx1. The transcript is spliced from 14 exons. Gene Ontology annotation, molecular function: GTP binding; GTPase activity; microtubule binding. The record is from RefSeq and is a predicted model, not a curated record. The coding region runs from base 209 to 2158 and encodes 649 amino acids. Lineage: Eukaryota; Metazoa; Chordata; Testudines; Cheloniidae. Gene Ontology annotation, cellular component: nucleus; cytoplasm; microtubule. Gene Ontology annotation, biological process: defense response to virus.
CUUUCAGCCCAGCAUCUGAAACAGGUAAGAAGCUUUCUCCUAUGUUCCUGCUCAAUGAAUCGCUGACCACUGCAGUGUGGAUAGCUGUGAUUUUUCUAUUGUAAGAGAGAGGAAUUACUUUUGGUAGCCAGAUGUGGGUAGCAAGAGAGCUGCUACCAGGGAGCCUGAAACAAAAGUGACGAAGACAUCCUGAAGACUCCAGUGUAGCAUGAUGUCUGGGAAGAGCGUCAAGAGAGAGGAAAAUCCACCAUCUCCAAAGGUGAAUAAAAAUGCACAGAAAGCAGAACACUCCUUGUGCAGUCAGUAUGAGGAAAAGGUUCGUCCCUGUAUUGAUCUCAUUGACUCCCUGAGAGCCCUCGGAGUAGAAAAGGACCUGGCUUUGCCAGCGAUUGCAGUGAUUGGAGACCAGAGUUCUGGAAAAAGUUCGGUUCUAGAAGCCCUGUCUGGAGUCGCUCUUCCUAGAGGCAGUGGUAUUGUUACCAGAUGUCCUUUAGAGCUCAAACUGAAGAAAGUGCAUUACACACAGGAAUGGAAAGGAAAAAUUACUUACUUGGAGAUAAAGCAAGAACUGAAUGGUCCUUCAGAAGUGGAAAAAGAAAUAAGGAAAGCCCAGGAUGCAAUGGCUGGUGAAGGAGUGGGCAUUAGCCAAGAAUUAAUAUCCCUAGAAAUUAGCUCCCCGAAUGUUCCAGAUCUGACACUGAUUGAUCUGCCAGGGAUUGCGAGGGUGGCUGUGGGGAAUCAGCCAAAAGACAUUGGAAAUCAGAUCAUAAAUCUAAUUAAAAUGUAUAUUUGUAAGCAACAAACUAUAAAUCUGGUAGUUGUACCAAGUAAUGUGGAUAUUGCAACUACAGAGGCCCUAAGAAUGGCUAAAGAGGUGGAUCCUAAGGGGGAGAGAACUCUAGGGAUUCUCACAAAACCCGAUUUGGUCGACAGAGGAACUGAGAGCGAUGUCGUUGACAUCGUCCGAAAUCUCAGUGUCCCCCUAAGGAAGGGCUACAUGAUUGUUAAAUGUCGUGGGCAGCAGGACAUCCAUGACAACUUGACACUGGCCUCUGCAAUUCAGAAAGAGAGAGAAUUCUUUGAGGAGCAUGAAUAUUUUAGUAUUCUUUUGGAAGAAAGAAAAGCUACUAUCCCACUUUUGGCAGAGAGACUUACGCAGGAACUGAUAGAGCACAUUAAUAAAUCACUACCAACUUUGGAAAAUCAGAUAAAGAACAAACUCCGGGUGGCAAACAACAAGCUACAAAAAUAUGGCAAAGGUGUGCCAGAAUCAGUGGAAGAGCAGAUGCUCUUCCUAGUAGAUAAACUCAAACUCUUUAACCAGGACAUCAUGAAUUCAGUGCAAGGAGAAGAAAUUGUAACUGAUAAAACAAAACAAAGACUAUUCACAAAAGUUCGCAAGUUCUUUAAUGAAUGGGAAGCCCAUGUUAAUAACAGUACACUGAAAGUAAAAGAAAUUAUGAAAGAAGAAGUGUGGGGCUUUGAAAAUCACUAUCGUGGAAGAGAGCUCCCAGGGUUUGUCAAUUACAGGACAUUUGAGGCCAUUGUGAAACAACAAAUUGUGCUGCUGAAAUCACCAGCUAUCAUGAUACUGAAGACAGUGACUGAGCUUGUACGAGAAACUUUUACUGAAAUUGCCAUGCAACACUUUGAGAACUUUUUCUAUCUUUUCAGAGCAGCUAAGAAUAGAAUUGAAGACAUAAAACAAAAAAAAGAGGAGGAAGCUGAAACUGUAAUUGCCAAUCAGUUCAAAAUGGAACGCAUCGUUUACUGUCAGGACAGUCUUUACAGUGAAGAUUUACGGGAAACUAGGAAGACUCAUGAAGUCCUCCCUUUUGGUGUUGCUGUUACUCAUGUUAAGUCUAUUGCAUCUCAAAAACAGCAUUCCAUUGAUGAAAUGGCUUAUCACUUGAAUGCAUAUUUCAAGGGUGCAGGCAAUCGUCUCUCCACUCAAAUUCCUUUGAUUAUUCAGUCCUAUGUCCUCCAGGACUACACUGAAAAGUUACAGACUGAAAUGUUGCAACUUUUGCAAGACAAAGAUCAGUUUAGCAUUCUUCUUCUUGAGAAGAAAGAUGCCGCCACUGAAAGGAAAAAUUUGAAAGAAAGAAUUAAACGUCUGACACAAGCUCGACAACGCUUAGCAAAGUUCCCAGGUUAAAGCAGAUGUGCGAAGCAAUACCGCUUUUCUUUAACUCUCUUCUGUGUGAGUUAGUUAACCAAGACCUAAAUAGUCAGUGGGAACUGUUGGGUACUCAGGACUUUUGAAAAUCGGGCCACUUAUUACAUGUCUAAAUAUGGAUUUUGGUGCCUAACUUUAAGUUCGUGUUUUUGAAAAGCCUGGCCCCUGUGACCCAUUCACCUCUAAUUGGGAAUAACCUGCAUACAUGGGCGGUGAGUUCUAUGGGCCCGUGGUGUCUGGGCACCAGGAAUAUUCCUGGUGCCCAGAUACCAUAGGCCUGGCUCCAGCACUGUUUGAGGCCGGGUCUCCCUCGGCCCCGUCUUCUGCCCCCGGGCACACAUCCCCCUCCCCCGUGGGUCCCCGAGGCCAUUUAAAACAGCCUGGGGCCCUCACUCACCACCGGCAGCGCAGCAGAGCUGAGCAGCUUCCUGCCUGCUUGCUCCACAUGGCUGCCGGCCCCGCCCUGCAGCCCCUGGGCAGGGUGGGUCUGUGUCCUGCCCCAAGCGCCCCUGCAGCCAAUGGGAAGCUGCAGGGGCAGUACCUGGGGGUAGCAGCACACGGGGACC